GCUGAUUAUGACUCCAUGUCUGCAUUUUCUUUUAAACAAAUUAAACCAAAGCCAAAUCAGAAAGCCAACAGAUCGAAACAACCUCCGAAUCCCUGAUGGUGGACGCUCCUUCCUUCCAAGCCAGCUGUUGUUUAAUACUGAUUUUGAGACACUUCCAGGGGUGUGUGCCAUCCUUGCUUCUGAAUCAAGAAAAGGCUCCACGUGCUUUGGGAGCAUUUGCGUCCACUUCGCCAUGGCCACAACGAGCGUUCGUGGCAGCCGGCUCUGGCCGACACCGGAGGAGUGUGGAAUGAAGGGCUCUUCGAUCAAAGAGAUGGAAGAUGCGACCUUGAAAGAGCAGCGCCUGCUCCUGGCGACAGAAGCAGAGCUUGAAACAGCUUUCUCGACGGAGCAAGCUUUAGCAGCUCAGCUUGCAGCGGCUGAGACCAAAGCACAGACCUCCUUGACAGAAGCUUCACAGAUGUCAAAGGAGGCUCUUGAAAAGCUCUCUUUGUCGGAGGAACGGCGUGAGGCAGUGGCCGGUCACCUUUCUUCAGCAGUAGAGCAAGUUGAGCGCAGGAUCGCAGAUGCCGAGGCAAAAGCUGAAGAAGCUUGUGCCAGCUUGCUUAGCCGCCAUGAGGCAUCCCAGCGGGAGGCAGAUGAAGACUUGAAGUCCUUCAAAGGUGAAAUGGAAAGCCGAGCUCAAGCUGCAGAGGAGCUCAUUUCAGCGAUGCAAGAUGAGCGAAGCCUGAUGAUAUGCGGAGGGCUCUCAGCUUUGCGGGGAGAAGCUCUUGAGGCCCGACUCAACAUGUCAAGGCAACGCAUGACCGAAGCUUGUGCUGCUCAUGAGGCUGCCGAGAAGCGAGAGGCCAUGGCAAAAAUGGCAUAUCGUGAAGCCUUGUCAGCCGAAGAAGAAGCUGCAAGUGAGGCUGUCUCUGAAGCGAAGCAGCAGAGUCGAGUGCAGGAGCAGCGAGCAUCUCUUGAAAUAGAGCGCAUCAAGACAGAGGCAGAAGCCGCGAAAGCAGAAGCGGAUGCAGCCGAGGAGUUGGCCAAAGGAGAGGCUAAGACCUUGUCUAGGGAUGCUGAGCAAAAGUGCCUGGCUUUGACCAAGCAAGCUGAAAAGUGGAACGCCGAUGCCUCUCAAGGCAUGCGCGGCGCUGCCGAACGACUUCGAGGAGCUGAGGUGGCAGCAGCCCAGAUUUGGAGAGACUCGGAGGAGCAGAUCGCCAAGGCGGUGAGGCAAAGUGAGUGUGAGAUGAAAGCGGCACUUGACAGCUGCCGAGAGGGUGAAGCUGCAGCUGAAGCAAAGGGUCUUAGGUUGAAGGAUGAGCUCUGCGACCAGCUCCAUCAGAUCCAGAAAGAAGAGACCAGCAGCGAGAACGCAUGGGCCAAGGCCAUGGGGACGAUACAAGCACAGAAGCAGCGGAAUGAAGAAGAUGAGACUCAGCGAAUCUUUGCUGCAGAGCACUUGGGGGGUUGUCUGCUGUCUGAAGAGCUUGCUGUCCAAGAAGAGGCCGUUGCUUUUGAGAUUGUGGAAGAGGAAGCUGCCAGUCGCCUUGAGGCAGAACUGGAAGCUCACCUCAAGGAAGCUGCCAUGCAAAAUCAUCAGUUGGCUGAAGGAAACGAAGAAGCUUUGCGGCCCUUGACCGAAGCUCUUCAACAUGCAAAGGACCGUGCAUCGAAAGUCUGCAAGGCUGCUGAGGAGGCCGAAGCCCUCUUCAACCAAGAAGCUGCUGCCUACUUGAGAACUGCAGAGCUGCGAGAGUCACAUCUUCAAGAGCGCAGCUUGACAUUGCAGGAGGAGCUGCUUUUGGCCAAGCAAAGAGCACAGCAGCGGACCUCCGAAGAAGAAGCAACAGCUCAAGCGAUUGAAGAAGAUGCCCGCUGCUCUGCAGAGCAGCAGAACCGCGCCUGCUGGGAAGAGGUUGCAGCAACACAUGUGGAGGCAGCACAGAUGAUGAAAACCAUACAUGAAGAAGAAGAACGCCUGAGCACAAGAGCACAGGAGCUUCUUGAUGAAUCUGCUCGAAUGGAGGUGUCCACCAGAAAGAUGCAAGAGGCUGAAUUGACCGAGGAGAUUGCUGCCAGAGAAGUUCGAACAGCAGUCAAAGAGGUGGAGGUUGCCCUGCAGAAGGUGCAACAGGAAUGUGAGCACGAAGAAGCUGCCGUGAGGGUGAGGGGACGUUUGGAAGAGAUAGAGAUGUGUGAGGUGGAGGCUCACCGUCGUGAUUUGGCCGAGAUCCGUUGGCAAAGUGCAGAGUGGCACGCAGAAGAAGCCUCGCUACGCUGCAAUGAGGCUAUCGAGGCUGCAGCCUCUCUAAAGACAGAAUACCGCAAAGAGUUGGAGGAUAUUCAAAAGAGGAGCGAAAAAAAGGAGUCGGAGGCCAUGGCAAAGUUGCUUGCAGCUGAAAAGGCAUUGGCAACUUCUUUGCAAUGGUGUGUCAGGCAAAACCAGAUCGGUGUGAAUGUGCUUACCGCAGAGCAGGUUGCCGGUGUGAAUGUCGGAGAUGUCGAAAAGAGUCCACAUUCUCCGAUGCUAUGACCGUUUACCCUGACAGAGUUAAUGAUUCUGCACAGUCUGCAAGGCCUGCAGUGUGCCUCCUUCAGGAGACACACGGACAGACCAGCUCUAAUUCCGGGGCCACUGGCUCGGGCUGACGGAAUUCCGUCCUUAAGAGGCCGGGGUGGGCGAGGUGAAGAUCCAACAGGGGGACGCUUCGGAUGCGAAAAGUGCGAAAAGUGCUUUGCAAGUGGCUGGAUGCCAUGCAGCACAUAUUAAACUUUAUGUAUUGCAUAUUA
Molecule: messenger RNA, 2778 nt
Organism: Durusdinium trenchii
Lineage: Eukaryota; Dinophyceae; Suessiales; Symbiodiniaceae
Source: the annotation of a GenBank genome assembly